AUGGUCGUCCGUAUCCCUGCCGCCGGUAUGACCGAGUACAUCUUCUUCGGCGCUGCCGGCGUCGGCACGCUCGCCCCGCUCGCCAUGGGCAUCCCCGGUGCUGAAGAGCGCGUGGCUCGGGCGACGGCCAAGUGGGCGCCCCGAUGGGAGCGCAACAUCAACUACUUUACGAACCACGUCCCCGUCGAGCGCGGCAUCCAGCGCAUCACACCUCCCGUUGAACGCGCCGUUCAUCGCGUCGAGCACGAAUUGCCUCUCGAGAAAGCGGCUGUGGCUACGAGCCAUGUCGCGGAGAAGAGCAUGAAGCCGUUGGAGAUGAUUAAGCACAAUUGGACUAUGGAAUGA
Neurospora hispaniola is the source of this 345-nucleotide messenger RNA. RefSeq lists its product as uncharacterized. The record is from RefSeq and is a predicted model, not a curated record. The transcript has a single exon. Bases 1 to 345 code for a protein of 114 amino acids. NCBI's taxonomy places the organism in Eukaryota, Fungi, Ascomycota, Sordariomycetes, Sordariales, Sordariaceae.